Messenger RNA from Nezara viridula (southern green stink bug), 1408 nucleotides. Lineage: Eukaryota; Metazoa; Arthropoda; Insecta; Hemiptera; Pentatomidae. The record is from the annotation of a GenBank genome assembly.
CAUUCGCCAGGGCUAUUAAUAUUUUAUUAGUUGCUAUUCUAUUCUGCUACAUCUAACAGACCACUUCUUCACUCCGUCUCAGACCAUGAAGGAGGUCGACAUUGACUCUAGGUACUUCAGAGCGAUUGGCCUCUGGCAGUUCGUGGUGGGCUAUGAAGCCACCUCCUGGGUACUCUUCAACUUCUUCCUAGGGUGCGUAUUCCUCCUCAACAUCUCCGUCCAGCUGAUGAACACGCUCACGGGCGGCUAUGAGUUCUCCCUAUUCACGGAGAAGCUUUCUGUUAAUUUGACGGUGAUGGAGUCCGCCAUCAAGAUAAUCUACUACUGUGCCAAGCGACGCAAGCUGUACGGCUUGUCCCAGUGCUUCAGGCGCGACUUCCUCAUCUGCAGGAGCCACGACCGCGAGGCCGGGGAACAGGUUCUGAAUGCUGGCUUCUCCAGCGUCAACACAGUCACCAAGGGCUUCGUGGUGAUGAUCUUCACCACCGUUGGGUUGUGGAACAGCUUUCCGUUCCUGAGGUGCCUCACGGGCGACUGCUCUAAGUGGAACAUCAUGCCAUCCUGGUACCCUGAGGCCAUGGACGGCCUGCCAGCUUUCAUUUACAUAUUCGAAUUUUUCAUUAUGGUAUUUUGCGCUGCUCUGUUGUAUAAUGUCAACUGCUUCUUCUCUGCUCUUGCCUUGUCGUUGUCGUCACAGUUUCAGCUUCUUACAAAAAGUUUUUCUAGUAUUGAGAAAAACGCUGAAUCUAGGAAGGGCUAUAAAAUUUAUAACAUGGAUGUAUUACUGAGGGAAUGUCUAAUAGACCACCAAAGGCUCUUGAGACUGGCCAAAGAAAUGGAGGACAUGUACAACCCAAUAUUUCUGUUUCAAAUGCUCACGAGUACAUUUACGAUAUGCCUAGUCCUCGUACAGCUAAAUACAGGAAAAGUGCACAGAAGCCUUUACGAAAGUGGAUGGGCCAGCGCUAGCCAUUAUUUCAAGAAGAAUGUUUUAAUCGCACAGAUCAGAACCAUCACACCCGAGUACCUCUCUGCUGGCAAGUUCUACGCUGUAAAUCUGGCAUCAUUCACUCAAAUUAUCCUCCUUUGCAGAUUAUCAAGGCAUCUUACUCCUACUUCACCUUCCUCCACGGAUCAGGUGGUGCCAGUCGUUGACUUCUUUGCUUCUUCAGGACUUAGUCAUCUAGGUAAGUGGUACCUGGUACUUCUGAGCCGAUCAACGAUUCCCCGACAGGAUGUACCCGAGAUGAACCAAUCGUACCAGAUCGUGAGGGGGGUACGCUACAGAUCUAGGGCUAGCUUUCUCCAGUCCCUUCCACGUGCGCCCUUGGCCUUUCUCCACUCUCCAUCUCCUGGAGCUUGCACUUCUCCAGGCCCCGGUUCAACUGGAAGGGCUUCAUUGUUGUAG